Periophthalmus magnuspinnatus is the source of this 569-nucleotide messenger RNA. RefSeq names its product cystatin 14a, tandem duplicate 2 (gene cst14a.2). The coding region runs from base 92 to 391 and encodes 99 amino acids. Gene Ontology annotation, molecular function: cysteine-type endopeptidase inhibitor activity. Gene Ontology annotation, cellular component: cytosol. The transcript has 3 exons. The record is from RefSeq and is a predicted model, not a curated record. NCBI's taxonomy places the organism in Eukaryota, Metazoa, Chordata, Actinopteri, Gobiiformes, Gobiidae.
UCACAGGCUCAAAAGUCCUGCUCGCGGCACAGAAGCGCACUUUCUACAGAGAUUUCUCUAUAGACAGUAUCCCACAACUAAAUCUGACAAGAUGAUGAAGUGCGGCGGUACAUCCGAGGUGAAACCGGCGGACCAAAAGAUUCAAGACAUUGCCGAUUCUGUAAAGAGUCAGGUGGAAGAGAAAGCGGGGAAGAAAUAUUGUAAAUUCCUGGUCAAAUCUUACAAAUCCCAGGUGGUUGCUGGAACCAACUUCUUCAUGAAGAUUCAAGUGGCAGAGGAAGACCACAUCCAUGUCCGUGUCUUCCAGGGGCUCCCUCACACUGGAGGUGCACUGGAGGUCCAUGGUCUUCAGGAGUCCAAGAGUCACCAUGAUCCCAUUGAGUAUUUCUAAAAGAUUCAGCACUACGAAUAUCACUACGAAUAUUCCAUCUGUGCCUGUAGGCUGCCGCAAAACACCAAAAACAAUGUCAUCCAGUUUUAUUGUGUGGUAAAGAUGUAGUGUGUAGUUAAAUGGUUACAAAAUGAUCAUGUCUUUUGCACAAGCAACAUUAAAAGACCUGUUGUUUUAC